AUGGCACUUGACGAUGUGUUGGAAAAAAUAGUCAGAGAGCAUGAACAAGCUACAAGAGAACAAAAUGGCCAGAGUCACGUCGACUUCGUACACAUAAUGCUUUCCUUGACACGUCAACCUAUGGAUUUGUACGACGACCAAAACAGUGUUAUUGAUAGAGACCACCUCAAGGCUAUGUUAGCAGAUAUGAUUUUUGCCGCAACUGACGCUUUUGUCAUUGUGGUUGACUGGGCUCUAUCUGAACUCUUGAGAGAUCCAAGAGUGAUUAAAAAUCUCCAAAAUGAGCUACAAAAUGUGGUUGGAAUGAACAGAAUGGUGGAUGAGGCUGAUUUAGCAGAGUUAAGUUACUUAGAUAUGGUCAUUAAGGAGACUCUUAGGUUGCGUUUGAUAGGAAGCAUUGAAAAUAAGGGAUUGUGA
This is a messenger RNA of Neltuma alba, 417 nucleotides long. Its product is annotated as cytochrome P450 CYP736A12-like. The transcript has a single exon. Bases 1 to 417 code for a protein of 138 amino acids. Gene Ontology annotation, molecular function: monooxygenase activity; heme binding; iron ion binding. The record is from RefSeq and is a predicted model, not a curated record. Lineage: Eukaryota; Viridiplantae; Streptophyta; Magnoliopsida; Fabales; Fabaceae.